CAACAUGUGCUGAGACUAAGAGGCAUCUUCACUCAGUGCACCUAAGAGGCCAACAAAAAUAACGUCAAUGCAGAAACAAUGAGAUGUUUUGAAAUGUCGUGGGUGAGAUUAUUUUGCCGUCAUGUGCCAGGUGUCCUUCACAAAUUUUUCAGUCUACAAUGUCGACGAAGACUUUUUCCUGCAAGAACUGGGUCGACAAACCUUGCCCUUUGCAUCGCAGGUUCAGCGUCUUCGAGACUUUGCCCACCGAGUCCCCGGGAGGCUUGUCGGAUUGUAUCAACCGUUCAUUUGGACGGCAGACACUCUGUUGAGGGCUUUGUCCUACAACGAGAAGCUGAAGGUGGUCUUGACUUUGUGUGACCCCGUGGAUCGCUUUGAACGGCGUUUGCAUGGGCAAUUUCCCAAUGAGAAGGACGUGCGCAAGGCCUUUAAAGUUCAACUGGAAGAUGAACAUUCGAGGCCGGUCUCUUUGGCGAAGAAGUGGCGUGCUUGGCACCACGUUUUCACGUCUCGAAUCUUGUUCACCGAGAAGACGCAGCUGAGCAGAAGCGAGACCUGGCGAAAGCUGGCGGAGUUCCUGCAGAUCCAUCCGUAUCCGAAGAGUGCGGUGUUUGCCCGCUACAACAGCCGUGGAGGUCCCGAAUUUCGCUCCAGCCUCUGCAAGGAGCAUGAUUUGCUUCAAGAUCUCAAGGAGCGCUUCAGUUUCGAGUACGAUUUUUUGCGCCAAGUCGUCAGCACUGAGUUUCGGACCCACUGUGACAGGUCCUCAACACGAUGUCAAAAAUCCCGGUGCGGCUGAAAGCGAACGACUCGCGAUCGCCAAAGUGGGAGCACCAAUCUGUUUCGCUG
Molecule: messenger RNA, 849 nt
Organism: Durusdinium trenchii
Lineage: Eukaryota; Dinophyceae; Suessiales; Symbiodiniaceae
Source: the annotation of a GenBank genome assembly